Messenger RNA from Hypanus sabinus (Atlantic stingray), 3940 nucleotides. Its product is annotated as zinc finger protein 235-like. Gene Ontology annotation, biological process: regulation of transcription by RNA polymerase II. The transcript is spliced from 2 exons. Gene Ontology annotation, cellular component: nucleus. NCBI's taxonomy places the organism in Eukaryota, Metazoa, Chordata, Chondrichthyes, Myliobatiformes, Dasyatidae. The coding region runs from base 680 to 1726 and encodes 348 amino acids. Gene Ontology annotation, molecular function: DNA-binding transcription factor activity, RNA polymerase II-specific; RNA polymerase II cis-regulatory region sequence-specific DNA binding. The record is from RefSeq and is a predicted model, not a curated record.
GAGCUCCAGCUAUCUAAAUGCAAGGAUUAGGAACUCGGAGAAAGGGAACAAAAUCUUUUACAUCACAAGUUGAGAAAAUCGCCUUUGUUCUACCUCCAAUUACUAACAAGAGAAAAUCUGCAGAUGCUGGAAAUCCAAACAAUACACACAAAAUGCCGGUGGAACUCACCAUUCGUACUCUUUUCCAUAGAUGCUGCCUGGCCUGCUGAGCUCCUCCAGUAUUUUGUGUGUGUUGCUUCCUUUACCUCCUCUUGCUCUGGACUUUUCUACCGGUUAAAAACGAGAAGGAGUUUGUCUCCAGGAAGCUCAAACAUGACACGCCAGUUUUGUUGUCUCUGUCUAUAUAUUUCAGAAGUGGAGCAAGGGAUUCAACCAACCAUCCUUCCUGUUCAGACUGUGGGGAGGGAUUCACUCGGUUAACUGACCAACUGGCACACCCGUCAUUUUACACAGGAGAAAGGCCGUUCACCUUCUCAGACAGUGGGAAUGGAUUCACUCGGUCAUCUCAACUGAAGGUACAUUAACAAGUUCACACUGGGCAAGGCCAUUCACCUGUUCUGUGGGUGACAAAGGAUUCACUCAGUAUUCCCACCUGUGGACACACCAGUCAGUUCACACCAGGCAGAGGCUGGUCAUCUGCUGAAUUUCUGGGAAAAGAUUCACUCAGUCAUCUGACUUAAUGGCUCACCAGCGAGUUCACACCAGGGAGCGGCCAUUCACCUGCUCAUUCUGUGGGAAGAGAUUCAUUAAAUCAUCCCACCUGCUGAGUCAUCAGCGAGUUCACACUGGGGAGAAGCCGUUCGCCUGCUCAGAAUGUGGGAAGGGAUUCACUGAGUUAUCCAACCUACAGAAUCAUCAGCGAGUCCACACUGGGGAGAAGCCAUUCACCUGCUCAGAAUGUGGGAAGGGAUUCAGUCAGUCAUCCCACCUGCAGAGACACCAGCGAGUUCACACUAGGGAGAAGCCGUUCACCUGCUCAGAAUGUGGGAAGAGCUUCACUCACUUAUGCAACCUACAGAAUCAUCGGCCAGUUCACACUGGGGAGAGGACAUUCCCCUGCUCAGAAUGUGGGAAGGGAUUUACUCAGUCAUCCAGCCUACUGAGUCAUCAGCGAGUUCACACAGGGGAGAGGCCCUUCACCUGCUCAGAAUGUGGGAAGGGAUUCACUCAGUCAUCCCAUCUGAAGGUUCAUCAGCGAGUUCACACUGGGGAGAAGCCGUUCACCUGCUCAGUCUGUGGAAAGGGAUUCACUGAUUCAUCCACCCGGCAGAAACAUCAGCGAGUUCACACUGGGGAGAAGUCAUUCACCUGCUCAGAAUGUGGGAAGGGAUUCACGGAUUCAUCCUGCCUACUGGUACAUCAUCGAGUUCACACCGGGGAGAAGCCGUUCACCUGCUCAGAAUGUGGGAAGGGAUUCACUCAGUCAUCCCACCUGCAGAGACAUCAGCGAGUUCACACUGGGGAGAAGCCCUUCACCUGCUCAGAAUGUGGGAAGAGAUUCACUCAAUCUUCCACCCUACAGGCACACCAGCGAAUUCACACUGGGGAGAAGCCGUUCACUUGCUCAGUCUGUGGGAAACGAUUCACUCUGUCAUUCCAACUACUGAAACACCAGCGAGUUCACACAGGGGAAAGGCCAUUCGCCUGCUCAAAAUGUGGGAAGGGAUUCACUCAGUCGUCCCAACUACUGGCUCACCAGUCAGUUCACAAUGGGGAGUGGCCAUAGUUAUGAAUCCCUGGGUCUCGUUUGCUGUGGACUGUCAUUUUAAAAGAGAUCAAGAGAUUAAGAAGGUGGAUCAGUCUGACUUGCAGCUUGUUUACAUCACUCGCAGCUUGUUUAGUUUUAACCGAGGACACAGACACUCAGAGUCAGACGGAGACGAACUAGGGAAAACUGAAGGAUCGAAACAAGGGAACUAGUGGCCAAGGGUCACUGUUUGGAACUUUUCUAUGCACACAACGGUGGGUUAAUUAUCGAUUCACCGUACAUCGAAUGUGUAGUUGUCACCUCGUUUGAUCCAUAGGAGUGGAUCUGAUUUGGGGUGUCCUGUGAAAACCACUGAUGUGUUAACCCUUGCCUGGGUGUGGUGUGGUAAUUCACUUGAAGACGAAACCCCUUGUGACAAGUCACUUUCGGUGAUAAAUCGUAUGAGAGUUUGGAACGACAACAAAUAAAAUCUACAGCGACUGUUCUCUCGUUUUUCCACCAUGGAACCUGUGGAAUUCGACAUAAUUGCUUUCUCUCAACAUUUACCCUGGAUUACAAAUAUCUCUCUCAUCACCUAUUCCAUGGAUGAACUGCACUUUCAUACUUUACCAUCCCAAUACUCCAAGCCUUGUUUCCCCCGAGCUCAAUAGUUUGGGAGUUUUAUUUAAACACAUAUAUACACAUAACACUGUUAACUUUUGUUUAUCUUGCAUUAGUUACUAUAUUACAAGUAGAUUCUAAUACAGAUAGUUUUAAGAUCAAAAACAGACUCCAGGUAUAGUCUAUUGCUGCUGGUUCGUUUCUAAAACGUUAUGAUUCGUAACAAAAUUGGGGCCUGCAUCCAGUAUAUGAACAGAUUUGGGGGUGUAUUCAUUAAUUAUCAAUUUCAUCCCUUUUCAUUUAUUGGUGUGUGGAAAAUCAGCAGCAAUGGAUGCUGACCAGCCUCUGAGGCAUUAGAGGACGCCAGAAGGAUUGAGUUGUUGAGCCUUGCUAGAAGGGUAAAACUUGCUAAAGUGAAAUUGACAAUGAGGAGGGCACAGAUGCAGAGGAUAAUAGCUGAACAUUAUGAAUUUGGGGGUGUGUUUAAAGUGGAGGAGUUGGAGGUGUUUCCUGAAAGUAAACCUAGUGAGCUUGAGCUCCAGUACAAGUGAGAAAAAUUAAACUGGAGGCUGCGGAAAGGCAGAGGCAGUUUGAGGCUUGAGAAGCAGAAAAACAGAGAAGAGGCAGAAAAAUAGAGGGAGGAAACAGAAAGACAGAGACUGUUCGAGCUGGAAAAGAUAAAGAGGUUGCAGCAAAGGAGUCCAGCGUUUUUCUCUGGUGAUAAAUUUGAGGCCAAUUGGGAAGUUAAAUUGGUCCCUCAAUUUGACGAGGCCGAGAUUGAUAAAUACUUGCAGCAUUUUGAAAAAGUUGCUCAGAGUUUAAAGUGGCCAGAAGAGGUUUGGACUAUUCUCUUACAAAGUGUAAUUCAGGGGAAGGCUCAGCAAGCCUAUUCUGCUUUGAUUGUUGAUGAAGCAGCUGAUUGUGACAUAGUGAAACAGGCUGUGCUCAAAGCUUACGAGUUUGUCCCAGAAUCAUACAGGCAAAAGUUUAGAAAUUUGAGGAAAUCUGUGAACCAGACUUUUAUGGAUUUUGCUUAUGAGAAGUCUGUGUGUUUUGACCGCUGGUGCACAUAUAAAAAUGUGAAUGAUAAUUUUAACAGCUUGAAAGAAUUGGUUUUAAUUGAGGAAUUCUAAAGGUGCGUCCCUGAUGACACAAAGACAUAUUUAGAUGAAAAAGAUGCUGCCACUUUGCAGGACUCUGCUUGAUUAGCAGAUGAGUUUGCUCUAACUCAUAAGGUUAAAUUUAUCCUGAAUAACAGCUUCCAAAAGAGUAGCAGGGAUCACCAGGGUAAACCAGAAAUUAAAGCUGGGACUAGUGACAAGAGUAAGGAUGAAGGGAAACAGUUGAAGGAGAAAUACUCUGGUCUUACUUGUUACUAUUGUAAGAAAGCUGGUCAUGUGAUGGCUGAUUGUUCUGUCCUGAAGAUGGAAAAGGAAAAGGAGGCAGUCCCGAAUGCCUGUGAUCAGUCUGUUGAAGCACCUGUAAACCCACAGGGUUCUGAACAUUCUGUUUGCUAAGUUAAGGUCUGAGAGGUCUGACCAAGUUAAGAAGGUGUUCGAUCAUUUUAUGUCAGAUGGAUUUUUAUUAGUAAAGGAAGGGUGAACCAUAUUUCCAGUGAAAAUUUUUCGAGAU